AUGACGCGUGCAUGGAGAACAACACUCGGCCAUAUCCCAAACCGUGUGUCCAACCUCCACCAAACUUCACAGGCGGCCAUAAAAUCAAAUUUUGGUCAGCAAAUCCAAAAUAUAGGCCGGUGCAAUGUUCACAGUUCAGGAGAUAGACCAAGGAGCCACAUUCUGUCAUUCGCGGGCAAGCACAAUGGCCGACAAUCCAAAUCACGGCACCCCCACCGGUUGGAAACAACUUCCUUGAGCGUAAAUAACACAUUUAUGCAGGAAGUAAUGAAAAGGAACGAGCCAAACUUCAGAUGGCUAAGGAAACUCCUUCCGGAGCCAAAUUGCCCAUCUUGUGAAGGAAUUCUCAAUCCACUAGUUCAAAUGCUCUCAAACUUCACCAGAGGCCAUGGAAUACCAGGUUGGUCGAUGAAAUUUCAAUAUAGGUCAUGA
Molecule: messenger RNA, 432 nt
Organism: Microthlaspi erraticum
Lineage: Eukaryota; Viridiplantae; Streptophyta; Magnoliopsida; Brassicales; Brassicaceae
Source: the annotation of a GenBank genome assembly